AUGGAUCUGAGAUUGAAGAAUGAUAAGAGAGAAAUUAUAUAUGGGGAUCGUCUCCUUGAAGAGAAACCACGAGAGAGAUUCAACUUGGAUGGUCAUGUUCCUCCUGUUGGUUGUUUUGCCUAUGUGUUACAUGACAACGUUGAGAACGUGAUAUGUCACCCAUCAGAUCUCGAAUCCCCGGAUUUGAACAGUCCCAUAACGGUCGGUUUCAAGGUUUACGGGAUACAUGAGGAAUUGGGGAAAUGGGUAGAGGUUAACUCAGUGGGAGACAAUGCGUUUCUGGUGGCUACAGACUAUGGUUUCUCCGUUUUGGCUAAUGAGUUCUACGGUUGCUUGGGAAAUUCUAUAUACUUCACCAAUAAAGAAUGUGAGAUUCAGGUGUUCAAGCUAGUGAUGGUAGUAUCACAAGAAUAA
Messenger RNA from Eutrema salsugineum, 414 nucleotides. RefSeq names its product F-box protein At2g17690-like. The transcript is spliced from 2 exons. The record is from RefSeq and is a predicted model, not a curated record. Lineage: Eukaryota; Viridiplantae; Streptophyta; Magnoliopsida; Brassicales; Brassicaceae. The coding region runs from base 1 to 414 and encodes 137 amino acids.